UUAAAUUUCCAUUACGAUCGAAACUAAAAGUUAAAAUAAAAAAAUAAGUAGCCAAUCAAAUUGAAGUUAUUCUUGUUCCGAUUCGAUCCUUUUAUUAACAUUGCAUACGUUAUGUUUCAGAUGUUCACUUGCAUAAAUUAACAUAAUAUUAGAACGAUGGCUUCACCAGCCAAGGCGCAUCUUUACCGCCAUGUAAAGCACCGCUAUUUUUCACUGUCAGCAUGUCAAUGGCGACGGAAACCAAAACCUGUAAGAGACAUGAGCAAACGAAAUUUGCAAGGUGAGGAGUUAAAGGAACAUAUGCGCAAGAGAGAAGAAAGCAUGAAAAAACAAGAGCCCUACAAGCUAGCACUUGCCGAUGUUAUAAAUAAAUUCAAAAUAGAAAUCGAAGAAAACGAGCGACGAAAGCACGACAUACAAGGAGAAAUGAUGAGACGUGAAUUGGCUGAACGGGAACAGGCUGCAAAGAAUUUAACUAUCAUAGCGAAAAGUAACGAAGAACUGAGAAGGCAAAGAGAGCUGCAAAAACUAAUUGAUGAAGAUGAAGCAAAAAGGAGAGAGGAAGAAAUACUUCUUCAAAAACAAAUUCUCAAAGAAGAAAUUAAGAAAAGAAAUACAAAACUUGUACUGCGUAUUAUAGAAGAAAGCAAAGACUUUGUUACUGCAGAGAAUCUUGAAGAUAAGCUCACUGCAGCUUUGGAGAACGAAAUAAACUUUAACUACGCUAUCACAAGCGAGGGAAAGAAAAUACAUUCAACGAAGCCGCCCGGUAAUUUGGACGACUGGAAGGGUGCAAGUCCGUCUGCGUAUAUUAUGGGUGGUAUAAAACCAGGAAGCGGGCAGUGGAACAUUAUAUUUCAAGGUAGAGACGGUGAUAAACAAAGUCGCAAAGAAAGUUGAUGGUUAUUUUUGUUUUGUUCAGAGCGUGGUAGUAAGAAAUUAGCUACCUAACAAAAAAAUCGGUUGCCCUGUCGCUAUUUGCAAAGCUGUUUAGACAUUAUUGUUUUUACGAAAACAUAUCCGGACAUUUGGCACGUGUAAAAAUUAAAAUUAAAAGUCAACCUCGACAGCCUUUGAUGAAAUAAAAUGACACAAGAUAAACUGAUGUGGAAUUUGAUUAUGUUAAAAAAACCCUGAUUUAUAAAACAUGAGAGUGAGGCUGCUGUGGUACACGUCAUUAAAAGAAAAUUAUUACAAUUAAACUCAUUUAAUAUCGUUUCUUUAUGAAAUUGGUCCAACAUCCUUAAAUUUAAGCGCGUUUUAUGCAUUAGUCACCCGCACACCCCUCUCCUUUCUUAAAUAUGCACACGUCAGCGAAAGUUAUUUCCACAACAUCAUUGAUCUAGGAUAAUGGGAAGUUCGCUGAGAUCGAGGUUGGUCGAAUAAACGUCUAAAAAGGUCUCGAAAAUUUAAGUUAGAACGCGGAAGCUUAUAUCAAUUCUAAGUAAGAAUGCGGAAGCUUAUAUUAAUUUUAAAGUUGGUAAAACAACAGCUGUUUUUAAGAAAUAUAUUUAAAAAAAAACAAUAAAUUUUUACCUUAAUUUUUUUUUCUUUUGGAACUAAUAAUGUCUUGGAAUAUCUCAUUUUUUUAUAUUGCUC
Messenger RNA from Hydractinia symbiolongicarpus, 1599 nucleotides. RefSeq names its product 28S ribosomal protein S26, mitochondrial-like. The record is from RefSeq and is a predicted model, not a curated record. Gene Ontology annotation, cellular component: mitochondrial small ribosomal subunit. Bases 157 to 900 code for a protein of 247 amino acids. Lineage: Eukaryota; Metazoa; Cnidaria; Hydrozoa; Anthoathecata; Hydractiniidae. The transcript is spliced from 4 exons.